UGGUGUAGUGUGUUUGUCCCUUAGGUAGUUGUGUCUUGCUAUAUAAUCAUUAAAAUUUACAAUAUACUAAAGUCAGAGAAAUACUGAACUUGAUUAAAAAAAUAAAAAAAAAACUACUUCGGAGUCUCUUGAGGGCUGAGUUAUGUUUGCGAACAAGAAGGCCUGGUUUUCGAGCAGUGUUUCACAGUCACUUCGGGAUUUUUGGCUCACGGAGGAUGGGAUAGUAACAGGUUGGAAAACAGCAGAUUAUAUUUUUAGUGCUGAUGCUGAACACCCUGACACACUCAGGAUUUUUCAAAGCAUGGAGUACAUCAGGGACAAGGUGACGGUUUUUCACAGCUUGUUCCUGAAUUCAUGUAGAAAGCGACAGAGUACCAAGUCAGUGAGCAUCGGUCACUAUGUGCUGCCUCCGGUCCCAGUGCAGAAUGCCAUGAGAAAUGUGGUUGGAAGACUUAUUUGGGACCAUGACCAACCAUCUACACAGAGUUUUGCUGACCAGGCCGCCGAUAAUGACAAGGAAGCAGAGUACGUCAAUGACGGGUUUGUUAAGAAUUGACCACAAAAGAAUAUAAUAAGAAUACAAUGCUGUAAUCUUCAUAUUCUAACAGGAGUGAUGCAUUUAGUGCAAGCACAUCAGAGAAUUAAUUAUGCACAUGUCGCGACCCGAAGGAUGAUCCAAUAAAUUAGUGACACUGGUACAUGUGAAACAAUUACAAGUUUUAUUUGGACUUAUGGCAAAUCAGUAUUGAACUGAUAGGUCGUAUUCACCUAGGGGGGAAGUUAGAAUGCGGCCCAUUGAGCUGGUGAGAACAUCUGAGCCAUCAUAACCAUUUGUAUGUAAUUCACUGGAAUUAAAUGCUGUUUGGUUAAUUUAAAGUAGGGGUGUCCAAACUACGGUCCAG
Molecule: messenger RNA, 902 nt
Organism: Syngnathus typhle (broad-nosed pipefish)
Lineage: Eukaryota; Metazoa; Chordata; Actinopteri; Syngnathiformes; Syngnathidae
Gene: terb2
Product: telomere repeat binding bouquet formation protein 2
Exons: 6
Coding region: 143-556 (137 amino acids)
Biological process (GO): homologous chromosome pairing at meiosis; meiotic attachment of telomere to nuclear envelope
Cellular component (GO): nuclear inner membrane
Source: RefSeq, a predicted model, not a curated record